Molecule: messenger RNA, 867 nt
Organism: Saccharomyces mikatae IFO 1815
Lineage: Eukaryota; Fungi; Ascomycota; Saccharomycetes; Saccharomycetales; Saccharomycetaceae
Gene: PEP12
Product: SNAP receptor PEP12
Exons: 1
Coding region: 1-867 (288 amino acids)
Biological process (GO): vesicle fusion; intracellular protein transport; Golgi to vacuole transport
Cellular component (GO): SNARE complex; endomembrane system; membrane
Molecular function (GO): SNARE binding; SNAP receptor activity
Source: RefSeq, a predicted model, not a curated record
AUGUCAGAAGAUGAAUUUUUUGGUGGUGAUAAUGAAGGGGUCUGGAAUGGCUCCAGAUUCAGCGAUUCGCCUGAGUUUCAAACGUUGAAAGAAGACGUUGCAGCAGAAUUAUUUGAGAUAAAUGGACAAAUAAGCACGCUGCAGCAAUUCACCACAACAUUGAAGUCAUUUAUAGAGAGGGGAGACGUUAGUGCGAAAGUUGUAGAGAGAAUUAAUAAGAGAUCCGUAACAAAAAUUGAAGAAAUAGGUGAGCUUAUCAAAAAGGUCAAUACUUCAGUGAAAAACAUGAAUGCUAUUGAGGAUGCGAGCCUGGAUAAAACCCAAAUAAUAGCUAGAGAAAAACUUGUGAGAGAUGUCAGUUAUUCUUUACAAGAGUUUCAAAGUAUCCAGCGGCAAUUCGCCGGAGUGAUGAAACAAGUUAAUGAAAAGGCAAGAGAAUCUCUUGAAGCUACUGAAAUGGCAAACAAUGUUGCUCUAAUGGAUGAAGAACAAGGAGAGGGUAGUCUAAUAAGUACUCGAAUACCAAGCAGCCAAAUAGUUGUCGAGAGGGAUCCAAUAAAUAACGAAGAAUUUGCUUAUCAGCAAAAUCUUAUCGAGCAGAGAGACCAGGAAAUAAGUAAUAUUGAAAGAGGUAUAACGGAGUUGAACGAAGUUUUCAAAGAUCUGGGAAGCGUUGUUCAACAGCAAGGCAUUUUAGUCGACAACAUUGAAGCUAAUAUUUAUACAACAUCAGAUAACACUCAAAUGGCUUCGGAUGAGCUAAGAAAGGCAAUGCGUCAUCAAAAACGCACGAGCAGAUGGAGAAUGUACCUGUUGAUUGUACUGCUCGUAAUGCUUUUUUUUAUAUUUCUCAUCAUGAAAAUUUAA